Messenger RNA from Porites lobata, 1003 nucleotides. NCBI's taxonomy places the organism in Eukaryota, Metazoa, Cnidaria, Anthozoa, Scleractinia, Poritidae. The record is from the annotation of a GenBank genome assembly.
GACAAGGGUGACAACAGUGACAGCGGAGACAAGGGUGACAACAGUGACAAGGGUGACAACAGUGACAACGGUGACAAGGGUGACAACAGUGACAACGGUGACAAGGGUGACAACAGUGACAAGAGUGACAACAGUGACAAGGGUGACAACAGCGACAACAGUGACAACUGGUGACAAGGGUGACAACAGUGACAACGGUGACAAGGGUGACAACAGUGACAACGGUGAUAGCAGUGACAACAGUGACAACAGCAACAACAGUGACAACGGUGAUAAGAGUGACAACAGUGAGAACAGCGACAAAACUGACAACAGUGACAACGGUGAUAAGAGUGACAAGAGUGACAACAGUGACAAUGGUGACAAGGGUGACAACAGUGACAACGGUGACAAGUGUGACAACAGCAAAAACAGUGACAAGGGUGACAACAGCGACAACAGCAACAACGAUGACAAGUGUGACAAAGAUGACAACAGCGACAACAGUGACAACGGUGACAAGCGUGAAAACAGCGACAACAGUGACAGCAGUGACAACAGUGACAUCAGUGACUGCAGCGACAACAGUGACAAAAGCGACAACAGCAAAAACGGUGACAAUGGUAACAAUGGUGACAACGGUGACAACAGUGAAUAGGGUGACAAGGGUGACAACAGUGAUAAAAGCGACAAUAGUGACAACGGUGACAAGGGUGACAACAGCGACAACAGUGACAACAGUGACAAGUGUGACAACAGUUACAACAGCGACAACAGUGACAACGGUGACAAGGGUGACAACAGUGACAGCGGUGACAAGGGUGACAACAGUGACAACGGUGACAAGGGUGAAAACAGUGACAACGGUGACAAGGGUGACAACAGUGACAACGGUGACAACGGUGACAAGAGUGACAACAGCGACAACAGUGACAAUAGUGACAACAGUGACAACGGUGACAAGGGUGACAACAGUGACAACAGCGACAACAGUGACAACGGUGACAAGCGUGAAAACAGCGAC